This is a messenger RNA of Polyodon spathula (Mississippi paddlefish), 5897 nucleotides long. RefSeq names its product phosphatidylinositol 4,5-bisphosphate 3-kinase catalytic subunit alpha isoform. Gene Ontology annotation, molecular function: 1-phosphatidylinositol-3-kinase activity; 1-phosphatidylinositol-4-phosphate 3-kinase activity. The coding region runs from base 707 to 3913 and encodes 1068 amino acids. Gene Ontology annotation, cellular component: phosphatidylinositol 3-kinase complex, class IA; phosphatidylinositol 3-kinase complex, class IB; cytoplasm. The record is from RefSeq and is a predicted model, not a curated record. NCBI's taxonomy places the organism in Eukaryota, Metazoa, Chordata, Actinopteri, Acipenseriformes, Polyodontidae. The transcript has 21 exons. Gene Ontology annotation, biological process: phosphatidylinositol-mediated signaling; phosphatidylinositol-3-phosphate biosynthetic process; cell migration.
GAUACUACAAUGCAAACGUUUAAGAUUAGCUCAGAUGUUGUUUUACUUUGUGCGUUCGUGUGUGUUAGAAGUGCUUUAAUUAAACCAGGUUUGCAUUUCAGUUUACUUGAAUCGUAAAAUUUAAAAAAAUGUAUCGGUUCAAACGAGGAUUCUGUGGAGUGCUCCAACAAAAAGUGGUACAAUCCUUCGUAGUUUUUGGAGCUUGGGAGGUGCACAAGUGAUUGAUAGAAAUGAUUUCAGUAGACGUUCGCGCGACAGUAGGUUUUUAGGGGUGGAAAUUACAAAAAAAAAAAAAAUAAUAAUAAUAAUAAUAUAUAUAUAUCUUCCCGGUGAGGUGCAAUAUUGUUUGUUGCGGUGUUAAUGAUUACAUUCAGGGGAUGUUUAGAUAACAUCGGUUAUCAUUGUAGAUAAUUGUUUUUUUAUGGGGUUUUUUUUGUGUAAAGAAGUAUAAUGGGGCGGUAAACGAAACCAAUUGAUAUUACCAAAUUUCCAUACAAGAAAAACAAAGAGAAAGAGACCUGCGGUUGCUAUGGAAAAGCUGCGACUGUCAAACCGGGGGCAGGCCUGAGCCUCGGACUGGAGUUACUGGGAAAGGCCGGGAACGGGGAGAGGUGGCAACACUUUAGGAAAGAGAGGGAGUUUUUUAAUAGAAGUCCAUUUGCUGAAUUACCUGGAGCAGCAUAGAGACUUUGAAGAUUAAGAAAAAAUGCCGCCAAGACCAUCGUCAGGUGAACUGUGGGGCAUCCACUUGAUGCCCCCAAGGAUUUUGGUGGACUGUCUGCUGCCUAAUGGAAUGAUUCUGACAUUGGAGUGCCUCCGUGAAGCCACACUUAUUACCAUUAAACAUGAACUUUUUAAGGAAGCCAGAAAGUACCCUCUUCAUCAUCUCCUACAGGAUGAAACCUCAUAUAUUUUUGUCAGUGUUACACAGGAGGCAGAGCGGGAGGAAUUUUAUGACGAAACAAGACGACUUUGUGAUCUCCGACUCUUCCAGCCAUUUUUGAAGGUCAUAGAGCCAGUUGGGAAUAGAGAGGAGAAAAUUCUUAACCGGGAAAUUGGUUUUGCAAUUGGUAUGCCUGUGUGUGAGUUUGAUCUUGUAAAGGAUCCUGAAGUGCAAGACUUCAGGAGAAACAUACUGAAUGUCUGUAAAGAAGCAGUGGACCUCAGAGAUGUAAAUGGGCCACACAGUCGAGCACUAUAUGUUUACCCUCCGAAUGUAGAAUCCUCCCCAGAACUUCCAAAGCACAUCUACAGUAAACUUGAUAAAGGUCAAAUAAUUGUUGUGAUUUGGGUGAUAGUUUCUCCCAAUAAUGACAAACAGAAAUACACGCUAAAAAUUAACCACGACUGCGUACCGGAGCACGUAAUAGCAGAAGCUAUAAGGAAGAAAACUCGGAGCAUGCUGCUUUCACCUGAGCAGCUCAAAAUGUGUGUGCAAGAGUACCAGGGAAAAUACAUCCUGAAAGUGUGUGGCUGCGAUGAGUACUUGCUGGAAAAAUACCCGCUUAGUCAGUACAAGUAUGUGAGAAGUUGCAUCAUGUUGGGGCGUAUGCCGAAUCUGAUGCUGAUGGCUAAGGAGAGUCUGUACACUCAGCUGCCAAUUGAUAAUUUCACCAUGCCAUCUUACGCUCGUCGAAUCUCAACUGCCACACCUUACAUGAAUGGAGAAACCUCUGCUAAGUCCUUAUGGACCAUUAAUGAUACCUUGAGGAUAAAGAUCUUGUGUGCAACCUAUGUAAAUGUAAACAUUCGAGAUAUCGAUAAGAUUUAUGUGCGAACAGGCAUAUAUCAUGGAGGAGAACAGAUGUGCGAUAAUGUAAACACUCAGCGAGUGCCAUGUUCUAACCCAAGGUGGAAUGAGUGGCUGAAGUAUGACAUGUACAUUCCUGAUAUUCCACGUGCAGCUCGGCUCGGUCUGUCCAUCUGCUCUGUCAAAGGCAGGAAGGGGGCUAAAGAGGAACAUUGUCCAUUGGCAUGGGGAAAUAUUAAUUUGUUUGAUUAUACAGACACUCUUGUGUCUGGAAAAAUGGCACUCAAUUUAUGGCCUGUGCCUCAUGGACUGGAAGAUUUGCUAAAUCCCAUUGGAGUGACGGGCUCAAAUCCAAAUAAGGAAACUCCUUGUUUAGAGUUAGAAUUUGAUUAUUUCAGCAGCCCUGUGAAGUUUCCCGACAUGUCAACAAUUGAGGAACAUGCUAAUUGGACUAUAUCCAGGGAACUGGGGUUUAAUUACUGCCCUACUGGCUUGAGUAACAGAUUAGCUCGAGACAAUGAGCUGACAGAAAGUGAUAACGAACAGCUCCGUUUGGUUUGUAACAGAGACCCUCUUUCUGAGAUCACUGAGCAAGAGAAAGAUUUCCUUUGGCGACACAGACAUAUUUUGGUAAACAUACCUGAAAUUCUGCCAAAAAUUUUGCUUGCUGUAAAGUGGAACUCAAGAGAUGAAGCAUCACAGAUGUAUUGUCUGUUAAAGGACUGGCCUGCAAUUAAACCAGAGCAGGCAAUGGAGUUGUUGGACUGUAACUACCCAGAUCCCAUGAUACGUGAUUUUGCUGUGAGGUGUCUGGAAAAGUACUUGACAGAUGACAAACUCUCUCAGUACCUAAUUCAGCUUGUACAGGUACUGAAAUAUGAGCAGUAUCUUGAUAACCCACUGGUGAGAUUUUUACUCAAGAAAGCGUUGACCAAUCAGAGAAUUGGACAUUUCUUCUUUUGGCACUUGAAGUCUGAAAUGCACAACAAAACAGUGAGUCAGCGGUUUGGCUUACUUCUGGAGUCCUACUGCCGAGCCUGCGGCAUGUAUCUGAAACACCUGAGUCGGCAAGUUGAAGCCAUGGAGAAACUGAUUAACCUCACAGAUAUCCUCAAACAGGAGAAAAAAGAUGAAACGCAAAAGGUGCAAAUGAAGUUUCUUGUAGAGCAAAUGAGGCGGCCAGACUACAUGGAUGCAUUACAGAACUUUACCUCUCCACUCAACCCUGCACACCAAUUAGGCAAUUUAAGGCUUGAAGAAUGCAGAAUCAUGUCAUCUGCAAAACGGCCUCUGUGGUUGAAUUGGGAAAAUCCAGAUAUCAUGUCUGAGCUUCUGUUCCAGAACAAUGAGAUCAUUUUUAAAAAUGGAGAUGAUUUGCGACAAGACAUGUUAACCCUGCAAAUCAUAAGAAUUAUGGAAAACAUCUGGCAGAACCAGGGCCUUGAUCUCCGGAUGCUUCCUUAUGGCUGUUUGUCAAUUGGUGAUUGCGUGGGACUGAUUGAGGUGGUAAGAAGCUCUCAUACGAUCAUGCAGAUCCAGUGUAAAGGAGGACUGAAGGGCGCACUGCAGUUCAACAGCCAUACUUUACACCAGUGGCUUAAAGACAAGAACAAAGGAGAAAUGUAUGAUCUAGCCAUUGAUUUGUUUACACGUUCCUGUGCUGGCUAUUGUGUUGCCACUUUUAUCCUUGGCAUUGGAGACAGACACAAUAGCAACAUCAUGGUAAAGGAUGAUGGGCAGCUGUUCCAUAUAGAUUUUGGUCAUUUCUUGGAUCACAAGAAGAAAAAAUUUGGAUACAAACGAGAGCGGGUGCCAUUUGUCUUAACUCAAGAUUUCUUAAUUGUGAUAAGCAAAGGAGCUCAAGAAUGCACUAAAACAAGAGAGUUUGAAAGGUUUCAAGAGAUGUGCUAUAAAGCUUACUUGGCAAUCAGACAGCAUGCCAACCUCUUUAUAAACCUUUUCUCUAUGAUGCUGGGCUCGGGAAUGCCAGAGCUGCAGUCAUUUGAUGACAUUGCUUACAUUCGGAAGACCCUGGCACUGGACAAAACUGAGCAAGAAGCCCUAGAUUAUUUCAUGAAGCAGAUGAAUGAUGCUCAUCAUGGUGGGUGGACAACAAAAAUGGACUGGAUCUUCCACACCAUACGACAACAUGCCUUGAACUGAAAUAAUGUUGAGCAGAGAAGUGACUGGGUUACCCUGACAACCUAGUGCAGUGUUUCUCUAGCGUGAACAGUGGUUGACAUGCAACAGUCCUAACAGCAUUGAUCAAUCUGGAGAAAAAAGAGCAAUACCAACAUUCUCUAGUGGAAAGUUUUUCUUACCCGGAUAAUGGAUUCAUGUUCCAGUGUUAAACCCCCCACAGGUCAGGAGAAGAAAACGGUGUUCCUCAUGUUCAGUACAAUACAAAACAAUACAAAAAACACAAACACACACACACACACACACACCUCUUUCAUUUGCGUACGUCCACCUGUGUGUGGUAUUAAGGAGCACAUUCCUUAUCCAAAUGUUAGGUUCUUGAUAGAGGACAUCUUAGUGAGGUCACGUUGUGUGUGACUCACUGGAGACACCCAGUGGCGAUCUGUGGAAUUGUUUGUUGCUUUUUUUUAUAUACACAGUUUAGUUCUCAUUGAUGUGUACAUUGCCAUCCUGUGCUUGUGAAGUUGCAUGUUUUGUCCUUUCAUACUAGCACUGCGAGGAUUUUUGGGGGGUCCUUGUAAACAAAAUUUUGUAUGUAUAUAGUAUACAUAAAAUGUUUUUCAUAUUUUAGAUAAUAAAACUCGUGAUACUGUAGACACAGUACAGGUACAAAUAAUGGAAGAUCUUGCACUCGGGUAACAUCCCAGCCAGUGCUGGGACUGUCUGUUGAUUGAGCUCACCAAUGUUUAAUCUACCUCCUGAAUACAGCCAGACAAACGAGCCAUCAAAGAAGGUUGUCGAGAUGAGCCAAGCCCAUAGUCACAAGAAUUCCAGUAAGGAUGCAGAAACUGAUUCAAAGUGACUUUGUACCAUGCUAAAUUCAAUCUAUCCUUCGAUCACAUUCUCUAUUGACCAUCCUGUCAAAAUGUUACUAAUCAGUACACCCAGACUGAUUUCACGGCAUGACAUUUUGUUCAGAAUCUUCAUCUACAAACCUGUAGUGCGUUACAUGGAUCUCACAAAGAAAUGUGUUGCAGAUCUGCUUGGAAUACAGGAAUAGAAUCUUGGACACUGUUAGACUUUUCUUUAAGAUUCAUUGGCUUGAGGUUUUGUAGACCAUUUUACAGUACAGUAACAGUAUUUUAUCAAUUUUAAAUGUGUACGUUGGAAAUGAACACAUUGUAGCAAAUUCAGAAUCUUAAAGGACAUAUAGCCCUGCACUGGUGGCAUACGUAAAAGAAUGUUUUUUUUUUUUUUUCUUCAGAAUGUAAUAUGGAGUAUGGAAUCCUAUUUAAGAAAUACCUUUUAGGGUAGUUCUACUGUUCUCAGACUAGAAUAUACCAGGCCCAAGAUAUUAUUUCCUCAACCUUUCAGCCGGUUCUAAGCCUAUAGUACAAAAUGCACCUCAGAUUUCAUCAGCAGCAUUUAUUUUAAAGAAUUAAGUCAGACAAUUCUGUUAUUUCUCCUGUAAGCUAUGGUUUGUAUCGGUUGUGUUACCUUGUUAAAGGUAGUAAUUUGAGUUUUUUUUCUUUUUUUUUUACCCCUGUAAAACACAUACUACCUAAAAUUGUACUUAAUUUAUAUUAUAAUUUGAGAGAGGCAGUGUUAAGACAGCUCAUGAAUCGUGCAUUUAGUCAUUUUUUAUUAUUAUUUUCAGGUUGAUAUAUGCAGGUGGUAUGCGUGUACCUGAAGUCUGUUUGAAUAUACCUGUGUUGUCUGAGCCAAUGUUUGAAAAGGGAAUUGCAGAAAAAUCGUUUGCUACAUAAUAGGUAAACAAAAUAUAUAAUUUGGUUCAGUUUCAUGUAGGUAAAUGUGUAUUUUCAGCAGUAUUACUACUGCAGAGCUUGUGAGAGGAGUGGAGCACUCAUAAACGCAGCUCCUCGCUCUCUUCCUCUCUGAAACCGCUCACACCAAGGCUUGCAUCCGACUCCAGUGAGUACUAUUAUGUUUAGUAAAACUGAUUUAUUAAAUUAAUUUCUGUCAAAUACAUUUGAUAACUAUAAUUGAC